AUGGCUUUUAAGCUGCUGAAAAGCGAGAGGAAAGGUGUCACUCCCCUCCAAGCGAAGGAGGCGGUCUCUUACUGGACCUUGAAUGUCACCAUACUGAGAGCAGAAACACAUCAGUCCAGAGAUUACUGGUCUGAAUCGGACUGCUAUGUCAUUCUCUCUCUCCCCACGGCAACGGCAAUAACCUACCGCACAGCAACUGUGUCAAACACUAACAACCCGCAGUGGGAUGAAACCUUUACCUUCAGGGUCCCCACCAAUGUCAAAAACAUUCUAGAGAUGCAGCUGUAUGAUGAGGACCCCAUGGCCCGGGAUGACCUGAUUGCCACUCUUCUGUUUGAUGUCAGCAACCUUACAGUCGGGAAGAAGGAGACCAAGGUCUUCACCAUAAACCCUGAGGAUGAAAAACUUCUCGUAGCAUUUGAGCUUCUUCAGAGAGAGGACCCCCCCUGUGAAUAUCUCACUAAUGGCAUCCUUGUGGCUGCCCCAUUCGCUGCACUGGAUAUUGAUGUUAACAAGCUACGCAGCAAUGACCAUACCAGGGACAAGGUGCUGAAACUGAGGGGUGCCUAUCAGGAGAAUCACACACUUAAUGCAGAGGAAACCCCAAAACUGCGUUUCUACAUCAACAGAGACUUGGAGACAGAACUAGGAGUGGCACCCUCUUAUGAAACCUUUGCUCCAUUGGAAACGUCUAUAAAACUCCAGCCACUACCAGAGGAACGAGCACGCAAAGUGUCCCUUGUUGUUAAUCAGGACACAGUGGAUUUAGACAUGGAAACAUAUAACGGCGAGGAGGAACGUCUUGCAGUACGUCUGGAUGUUGACAUCCCACCUCAGGAGAAAGAGUAUCUGAAGAAGAGAAAAGUUGUAGUGGCACAGGCUUUGCAGAAGAUUUUAGGCCUUGGCUCUCCACCUGAAACUAAAAAGGUGCCGACCGUAGCAGUGGUGGCUUCCGGGGGAGGGGCCAGAGCAAUGGUAGGCCUGCUGGGUGGUCUGAGAGGCCUGAAGGAUAUAGGGGUCCUGGAUGCUGCCAGUUACAUCACUGGUGUUUCUGGAUCCACAUGGGCUAUGUCUACUCUGUAUCAGGAAGCUAACUGGUCACAGGACAUAGACAGAAUCAUCUCUGCAACAAAGAAACAAAUGACCAAGAGCACCCUGAGUGCCUUCUCUCUUGGGAAACUGCAGUACUACAGUGAAGAAAUGGCUGAGAAAGAGCAAGAUGGUUACAUUGUGUCACUCAUUGACAUGGUGGGCCUGAUCUUUGAGCAUCUUGUCUUUGGGAAGAAAAACACCAGUACCCUGUCUGAGCAGCAGAGAGCAGUGAAAGACGGCCAAAACCCUUUACCCAUAUACACUGCUGUCAAUAUGAAAAAUGAAUUAAAGGGCUGUGAAUCUGAAGCUGAGUGGUGUGAGUUUACCCCCUACGAGGUAGGCAUCCCGAAGUAUGGGGCGUUUGUCCAAACUGAGGAUUUUGGGAGUCAGUUUUUCAUUGGUCAUAUCAUCAAGAAACUCCCAGAAGUCCGCAUCCCUUAUCUGAUGGGAAUAUGGAGCAGUGUAUUUUCUAUCAACAUCACCCAGCUAUGGUCGCAAGUUACCGGGUCCAAGCCUUCUUGGAGCCCUUGGCUUGGACCAGAUGUCAGCAGAACAGAUGUUGAUACUGAAGCAUCAACUCUGGACACACAUGUCAUAAAGCCAAUCACAGAUUUCACCAGAAUAGUGACGGAUUUCUUCAGAAAUCGACCAGUCAUUGCUGAAAUGUACAAUUUCAUGCGUGGACUCUUCCUGCACUGCAACUACAAUAAGCACAGCAACUUUGUUGCCUGGAAAGAUGCACAUCCAGAUGCCUUCCCAAACCAACUGACUCCCAUUGACUCCACCCUGGGUUUGGUUGAUGCUGGUCAUGCCAUCAAUAUUGGCUGUGUGCCUGUCCUGCGGCCAGAGAGAUAUGUGGAUGUCAUCAUCACUCUGAGUUACUCAUGGGACCCAGAGCACAUCUUCAAUGUUAUGGAGAGGACAGCUGCUUACUGUAAAGACCAUGACAUCCCAUUUCCCAGAGCUGAUUUUGCCAGUCUGGAAAAAGAGCCUAAGAAGGAGGUCUACAUCUUCGAGGAUAUGGAGAAUCCCAGGGCCCCGAUAGUGGUUUAUUUCCCACUUGUCAAUGCCUCAUUCAAACACUACAAGCACCCUGGCGUGAAGCGUAGGUCUAAGGAAGAAAUGAAAGCUGGGGAGGUGGAUGUGAGCAGCAGCAACUCUCCGUACACCACCCAGAACAUGACCUACUCAAAAGAGGAUUAUGAGGCUCUCGUGGAGCUGACCGCUUACAACGUGUCAAACAACAAGGAGAGCAUCCUGCAAGCUUUGAGCAAGGCCUUGGACAGGAAGGCAUCCAACAUAAAGAAAUAAACAGCAACAUCAUCAUUUAUGUUCCCUCAAAAAGUCAUUGCCACACCUGUGAAAUGUCGCUUCUGGUACACAUCAUUCUGUUAAUCCUUUAAAAAGCAGUUGAAGACUUUGCAAUUCAAAUAGGCUUUUACUUAGACAAGGGUUUUCA
Molecule: messenger RNA, 2551 nt
Organism: Perca flavescens (yellow perch)
Lineage: Eukaryota; Metazoa; Chordata; Actinopteri; Perciformes; Percidae
Gene: pla2g4f.1
Product: phospholipase A2, group IVF, tandem duplicate 1
Exons: 21
Coding region: 1-2403 (800 amino acids)
Biological process (GO): glycerophospholipid catabolic process
Cellular component (GO): cytosol
Molecular function (GO): calcium ion binding; calcium-dependent phospholipid binding
Source: RefSeq, a predicted model, not a curated record